GGGCGCGAUUCUCGCGGAGGCAUCGUUCAGCCGUCAAGGCGGCAGAGGGAGAAGAAGGGUCUCAUAUACCCGCUCAGCUCAGUCAACGAUGUUGCGUUUGCGUUUGCAGGGACCUCUAGUACUCAAACACAGGACACUGCCACUUUACCAAUGAUUGUACUGAGCGACGGAAAGAAGCGUGUUGUUUACCGGAUAAACGAAGCGAAGGAAAAUGUCUGGUUGUGUGAGGAGCCCGCUGCUGCUGCUGCUGCUGUUGUGUGGAGUUCAAGCGCAAGUAGAAAACCGGGUGAUUUUCCUGCCGGGAACGUUCCAGAACGUGAGCGUCUCCCAGAAUGAGACGGUGCAGGCCGUGGUGUCCAGGAUCCCCCUUGAGGUGGCGUUCAUCACUCUGCAGUUCCACACGCAGCACCGCAACGCCACGCUCUCCUACACCAGGAUGCCGGGCCUGGGUCUCUCUCUGACGGCAGUGGACUCGGGGCUGCUGUCGGCUCUCCUGCCGGGCCAAGCCUCCCUCUCCCUGUUCCUGUCUUCUCCUGACGGUGAAACAGUGGCGGGCACCGGGGUCAUCCUCCCGUACUCCAGCACCGACCCGGUCCCUGGAGCCUGUAACAUGGAGUUCAACCUGGACAUUGACCCGAAUGUCUAUAUCCACUACAAUCUCUAUGAGACAACAAUCCGUUUUGCACCAGCAAACUUAGGAUAUGAGAGGGGAGCAGCUCCUCCGGUGUGCGACCAGUCGACAGAAGGCAACACGCGCUGGCGGCUUCAGUAUGACGUCUACCAGUACUUCCUGCCUGAGAACGACCUAUCAGAGCGCAGCCUGUUCAUCGCCAUCCAGACCGUGGCCGACGUCCAGGGCAUGAUGCAGAACGGCAAGCGGGUCAUGACGCUAUCAUCGUCCGAUUUGAGCACGGCGGUGUUCAACUCCAUCCCCGGCCAGGGCGUCGUCUACUCCGUCAUCGUCAGGGACCCGCUGCUGAACACCUCGGCCUCCUACGUCCCCGUUCACACCUACGCCUGCAGCUUCGCUUCCACUCUGGACGGCUGUCAAACACUGGGAAAGGUAUCUACAAAGAUUUUUUUCACCAUCGCUGGCUUGGCAGGUCUGUUUGUGUGCUUCUGUGGGCACCGAUUCUUCAAAUGUGAGCUGUUCUGUAUGGGAUUCAGCUUCGCAGCGUUUUUCUUCUUCGUGCUGAUCACAAGGACCACAGGCCUGGACUAUGACAUCUGUCUGGCCCUGUCGGCGGUCAUCGGCGUGGUGGGUGGGGUCCUCCUGGUGAUGAGCUGGUGGCGGUUCGGUUCGGUCAUGGCCUGCAUCAUCGUGGUAGGAUUGAUGCUCGGCUUCCUCAUCGCCUCCACUGUCCUCUUCACUCCUCUCGGUGACCUCGAUGUGUUCAGGCGCUCUGAUGCGGUUUUCUGGGUGACGUUCUGUUGCAUCAUGAUCAUCGUUCCGCUCUUCUUCGUGCGCUGGCCCAGAGAG
Molecule: messenger RNA, 1480 nt
Organism: Morone saxatilis (striped sea-bass)
Lineage: Eukaryota; Metazoa; Chordata; Actinopteri; Moronidae
Gene: tm7sf3
Product: transmembrane 7 superfamily member 3
Source: RefSeq, a predicted model, not a curated record